AUCCGGCCGGCGCCUUUACUCUUUUUCUCCGCCCCCUCCCUUUCCGCCCGCCUGCCCUCUCGAAGCCGCCGCGGUCGGCGCUGCUAUCGCUGCCGUCGCUGCUUUGCGCGCCCUCACUGCCCCCCUGUACGCUGUCCGGCAGCGCCUCCGAUAUCCUCGGCUGCCCCAUGAAGCGAUGGCAGCGGUCAACUUCAGCAAGGUUCAGAUAGGGAUCUACGUGGAGAUCAAGCGCAGCGAUGGCCGAAUUCACCAAGCUAUGGUAACAUCUCUAAAUGAAGGUAAUGAAAGCGUAACUGUUGAAUGGAUUGAAAAUGGAGAUACUAAAGGCAAAGAGAUUGACUUGGAGAGCAUAUUUUCACUUAAUCCAGAUCUUGCACCUGAUGAUAUUGAACCUAGUCCAGAGACACCACCGCCUACUUCAGCAGCUAAAGUAAACAAAAUCGUGAAGAGUCGACGAGCCAUGGCGCCUAUAAAGAAUGACACUCCUGCCAAAGAUAACAGAGUGGUUGGUUCUGCAUGCACACGGCCUACUCAGCUUCCUGAACAGUCUUCCUCCUCACAACAGAAUGGUAGUUUUUCCGAUAUAUCUCCAGUUCAAGCUGCAAAAAAGGAAUUUGGACCCCCUUCAUGUAGAAAAUCCAAUUGUGUAAAAGAGGUUGAAAAACUGCAAGAGAAACGUGAAAAAAGAAGGUUACAGCAGCAGGAACUUAGAGAAAAAAGAGCUCAGGAUGUUGAUGCUACAAACCCAAAUUAUGAAAUUAUGUGUAUGAUAAGAGAUUUCAGGGGAAGUUUGGAUUAUAGACCACUGACAACUGCAGAUCCUAUUGAUGAGCACAGGAUAUGUGUUUGUGUACGAAAACGACCACUCAAUAAAAAAGAAACUUUAAUGAGAGACCUUGAUGUAAUAACAAUUCCUAGUAAAGAUGUUGUGAUGGUACAUGAACCAAAACAAAAGGUGGAUUUAACAAGGUACCUAGAAAACCAAACUUUUCGUUUUGAUUAUGCCUUUGAUGACAUGGCUCCUAAUGAAAUGGUUUACAGGUUUACAGCUCGACCAUUAGUAGAGACCAUAUUUGAAAGGGGAAUGGCCACUUGUUUUGCAUAUGGACAAACAGGCAGUGGAAAAACCCAUACUAUGGGUGGUGACUUUUCAGGAAAGAACCAAGAUUGUUCUAAAGGAAUAUAUGCACUUGCAGCUAGAGAUGUCUUUUUAAUGCUAAAGAAGCCAAAUUAUAACAAGUUAGAACUUCAAGUAUAUGCAACAUUUUUUGAGAUCUAUAGUGGUAAGGUUUUUGACUUGUUGAACAGGAAGACAAAAUUAAGAGUGUUAGAAGAUGGUAAACAGCAAGUCCAGGUGGUGGGAUUACAGGAACGGGAAGUCAAAUGUGUUGAAGAUGUUCUUAAGUUUAUUGAAAUAGGCAACAGCUGCAGGACAUCCGGCCAGACAUCUGCAAAUGCACACUCAUCUCGAAGCCAUGCAGUGUUUCAGAUUAUUCUCAGAAGGAAAGGGAAAUUGCAUGGUAAAUUUUCUCUGAUUGAUUUGGCUGGCAAUGAAAGAGGAGCAGAUACUUCUAGUGCAGAUAGGCAGACUCGACUGGAAGGUGCGGAAAUUAACAAGAGCCUUUUAGCACUCAAGGAGUGCAUUAGAGCCUUAGGCCGAAAUAAACCUCAUACGCCAUUCAGAGCAAGUAAACUUACUCAGGUGCUAAGAGAUUCAUUCAUAGGAGAAAAUUCCCGUACCUGUAUGAUUGCUACAAUUUCUCCAGGGAUAGCAUCAUGUGAAAACACUCUAAAUACAUUGAGAUAUGCAAAUAGAGUAAAGGAAUUUGGAAUUAGUCCUUCAGACAUUCCCUUCUCACAGGGUAGUGGCAGUCGCUCUGAUCUCUUUCCUUCCUAUGAGUAUGACGACUUUUCUCCUUCAAUCACCAGGAUGAAGGAGUUGAUGGUUGAUCCCAGUGCUGCAGGAGCUAUCUGUCCUAUUAUACACCAUGCUCCCAAUCAGAUCGAUGACUUAGAGACACAGUGGGGUGUGGGGAGCUCUCCUCAGAGAGAUGAUCUCAAACUGCUUUGUGAACAAAAUGAAGAGGAAGUUUCUCCACAGUUGUUUACUUUCCAUGAAGCUGUGUCACAAAUGGUGGAAAUGGAAGAGCAAGUAGUAGAAGACCACAGGGCUGUCUUCCAGGUAAAAGAUGGAGCCUACCUUGUUUUAUCCUAA
Messenger RNA from Hirundo rustica (Barn swallow), 2215 nucleotides. Its product is annotated as kinesin-like protein KIF2A. Gene Ontology annotation, molecular function: microtubule motor activity; ATP binding; microtubule binding. Gene Ontology annotation, biological process: microtubule-based movement. The coding region runs from base 176 to 2215 and encodes 679 amino acids. Lineage: Eukaryota; Metazoa; Chordata; Aves; Passeriformes; Hirundinidae. The record is from RefSeq and is a predicted model, not a curated record. The transcript is spliced from 19 exons.